Vigna radiata var. radiata (mung bean) is the source of this 875-nucleotide messenger RNA. RefSeq lists its product as uncharacterized. The record is from RefSeq and is a predicted model, not a curated record. Bases 238 to 510 code for a protein of 90 amino acids. The transcript has a single exon. Lineage: Eukaryota; Viridiplantae; Streptophyta; Magnoliopsida; Fabales; Fabaceae.
UGCUUUUUCUACUGCCUCUGGUUUUCCAUACAAACAAAACCAGUGUCUGUGUUUUCCACUGCCUAUAUCCCAUACUAUAUAUUAACAACAGCCUUCGCCCCAUUCAUUAUUCAUCUUCAACUCAUCAAUAUUCUCCAUAAACACAUCAAACUUUCUCACUACCUUGUUCUUACACACACACACACAGAAAAAAGGAGACUUUUAGCAUCGCUACUUUCAGUUGUUCAAGAGUCGAGAAUGAGUUCUACAAGUCGUGCUUGGACUUGGACCGUGGCAGCAAGUGUUGGAGUGGUGGAGGCCUUGAAGGACCAGGGCAUCUGCAGGUGGAACAGUGUUUUGAGAUCAGCACAGCAACAUGCUAAACAUAAUAUGAGAUCUUUGUCUCACACCAAGAAGCUUUCUUCUCAAUCAGCUGCCAUGGCUUCUGCGAAAUUCAAAGAUGAGAAAGCCAAGCAAUCAGAAGAGUCUUUGAGAACCGUCAUGUACUUGAGUUGCUGGGGUCCCAACUAAACAAAGAAUCAUGGGUUCUAUGCAAUUCUGGAUUUCCUUUCCCUUUUCUUCGAUCAUGAAGCGAAGGAAGAUAAAGAAAUGGAUCCAGAGUGUCAUCCAACAUGCUAUAUAUGCUUGCUUGAACUCAGCAUCUGUAUAGUAUGAAGCAUGCCAUUUAACUUGCUUCCUUGGAGAAAUGCGGAUUGAAUUUUGAAGACUGAAGCAAUGGCUUCUAAUUCGUGGCAAUAGCCUAAAUUCGGUGGAUCGAACCAUCAUUAAAUUAAAUGAGCACUUGUGACAGAACUAUGAAUGUAUAUAGAUUAAAGUGGGUCGAUUUUGCAAACUAAUAAUAAGAAAAAUGAAGUUGUUCUGCAACUAUUUACUAA